AUGCACACGCUGAGAAACAGUCUCUUGGUCCUCGGGCUCAAGGCCGCCCUUGCGACGGCAACCGACACGACGCGCACCCGCACCGUGACUACCACCGUGAUCACUUGCGCCGCCUCAUGCUGCCAUGCCGGCUCCAGCUUCAACACCACCUUGCCAGCUCCCACUGGCUUUGUUCCACCGUCCUCAACCUUCCUUUCGACACCUCGCACCUGCUCCGCAUACGGUUGUCGCGGCACCCCAUCCUCCGCUUCAACCGUCCUUGCUUCUUACGGAACCGGACUUCCGUCCCAUCCGCCCGCCAACACCAGCGUCGGAUCCCCAACCGCGCCUUCUACCGCAAGGGAUGCUUGCGGCCCUCCCGUCCGCCGCACCUCUCCGGCCAGGCACGCCACAUCAUACCCAAACUCAACCAUGCCCUACACGCCUUACCCGUCGUCGUCCCCGAACACAUCCCUUCUUACGUACGCGACGCGCCCUGCCACGCAAAACCGCUCCCGGCCCUACAACACGGCCGUGUCCACCUCGUUGGCCGCCGAUAACAGCUCCUCCGUCGGCUUCACUGCGCCUCUGCCGACUCUCCACACUUCCUCCGGGAGCCCGCGCGCCACUCGCACGCCUCUGUACGAGUCGAGCGCCGACGCUGCGGGGGUAAACUCAACGCAGACCAGGGCGUACCUGCCUCCUCCCGCCACCACUCUCGUCACCACUGCCAGCGAGCGUCUGGCGAGUUCCUCCCAAGACCUGGAUUUGCCGCCAUACGGAACUCCAACUGAGGGGCCGCCGGAUUACCGUGACCCACCUUCGUAUGCGGGAUACAAGGUUUGA
This is a messenger RNA of Ustilaginoidea virens, 825 nucleotides long. RefSeq lists its product as uncharacterized. The transcript has 2 exons. The coding region runs from base 1 to 825 and encodes 274 amino acids. NCBI's taxonomy places the organism in Eukaryota, Fungi, Ascomycota, Sordariomycetes, Hypocreales, Clavicipitaceae. The record is from RefSeq and is a predicted model, not a curated record.